AAUAUGUCGGUGAUGACCCAAAAAAUAAUCUGUUUAUCAAACAGCAUUUCAAGUAGCUAUUUCCGCCCUACAUAUAUAUUAAUCAGUUUCUGAGAACCAGCAGAACGUUCCGAAGAUGCUCGUUUGGAGACUUCUUUCACGUUUCAACUGUAACAGUUCGAGCCAUUCUAAUUUGAUUUCAGUGCUUAAUACACAGUACUCCCGGCGAUAUGCUUCACGCCGUACAGAGUGUGAUUUUAAAAUUGGUGACAGCGCGAGUUUGUCGCGAACCUUCGACCAUUCUCACCUUAAAACGCUCGCGGAUUUAAUACUUGAUUUUAAUCCAAUUCACUUCGACCCCGAAUACGCCAAGAAAACUCGCUUUAAGCAAUGCAUCGUUCACGGUGUGUUAAUCAACGGACUGAUUUCUGCUGUAAUUGCUACACAUAUACCAGGACCUGGGGCUGUUUAUUUGUCGAGUUCUAUAGAAUUUCCCAAUGCUUUGUUUGUUGAUGAACCUGUCACCAGUGAGGUUACAGUGACAUCUAUCAAAGGAAUGGUCAUGACUUUGGACACAGUUGCCACAGCCACAGACAGAGACAAAAUUGUCUUGAAAGGUGAAGCUAAAGUUCUUGUACCAAAAUCCAGAAUGAAAAUAGUUUAUGAAGAAUAAAUAAACAUAUACAAGCUCAUGCCUCAAUAAGAAAAUCAAACCAAUAAAAGUAUAUAAGUGUGUGUGUGUGUGUAAAAGGCAAUCAAAGAAUAAUGUAGAUAUAUAAUGACCAUGUAAUAUAUUCUCACGUGUAGCUUGCAUUAAAAAGUAUCAACUUAGAGUUGUGCAAGUUUUACUAAGUGAAAACUUUCAUCUGGAUACUGGCAACUGUUAUCUGUAAUUUGUAUAUAUUAUGGAAUCUAAUACAAAGAAUGUGUGUGUGUUUUUGGAAAACAAAGACUGAUCAAUACCAUUCAAUGAACUCAUAGCACAAAAUAUUAUGUUGAAUAAAUUUGUAUUCUUUAAA
Octopus sinensis (East Asian common octopus) is the source of this 998-nucleotide messenger RNA. RefSeq names its product (R)-specific enoyl-CoA hydratase. The record is from RefSeq and is a predicted model, not a curated record. Lineage: Eukaryota; Metazoa; Mollusca; Cephalopoda; Octopoda; Octopodidae. The transcript is spliced from 4 exons. Bases 116 to 652 code for a protein of 178 amino acids.